Messenger RNA from Ipomoea nil (Japanese morning glory), 987 nucleotides. RefSeq lists its product as uncharacterized. Gene Ontology annotation, molecular function: zinc ion binding. The record is from RefSeq and is a predicted model, not a curated record. The transcript is spliced from 3 exons. Bases 1 to 987 code for a protein of 328 amino acids. NCBI's taxonomy places the organism in Eukaryota, Viridiplantae, Streptophyta, Magnoliopsida, Solanales, Convolvulaceae.
AUGACAAGCUGUGCAACCACUUUGAAUGCAUUCAAUGUUGAAUUAAGUAAACUUAGGGGCUUAGAUGAAGAUGCAUACCAAUGGCUUGGUGAUAAGAGUCCAACAGAGUGGUCUAGAUCUCACUUCUCUACAAAGUCUCACUGUGACACGUUGGUAAAUAACAUCUGUGAGUCAUGGAAUGGAUCUAUAAGGGAUGCAAGGGACAAACCAAUUAUAGAAUGUCUUGAAAUUCUUAGGAAAAUGUUGAUGGGUAAAUUCUUUGAGAAAAAACAAAAAGCAGCAGAGUGGAAAUCUUUGAUAUGUCCUGCAAUUGUGAGAAAACUGACGAAAAUUGAGAAGGAUGCAGCAAAAUACCUGGCAACACAAUGUGAUUUCUUCAAGUUUGAAGUUGGCCAUUUAUAUGGGGAUCAACAAGAGGUUGAUUUGAAGGUGAAAAAAUGUUCUUGUAGGGUUUGGGACCUAACUGGCAUUCCAUGCAAACAUGCCAUUUGUGCUAUAUGGAAAAAGUAUGGAAAGGGUGCAGUUACUGACUUUGUCCAUCCCCGCUACUCCAAAGAGAUAUACUUGAAGGUAUAUGCUGGUUGUAUCAACCCUAUGACAAGUCCAGAUGAGUGGCCACAAUGUGACAGAACCCCACCAUUGCCUCCUUUGUAUACUGCCAAGGUUGGGAGGCCAAAAAAGCUAAGGGCAAGGUCAGCUGGUGAAUUGACAAUAGAUGGAAAACAAAUCCCCAUCCACUUGCCUUCAGGGCACAACCAGCCUCAUGAGGAACAUGGAGACCAGCAGCAGCAGGAGCAAGAUGACCAUGAUGACCUACCAGCAGCAGCACAAAAACAACAUGACCAGGAGGAAAUCCAAUCCAAGGACAGUAAGGGCAAAAGGAAAGUGAGGCCAUCCAAUAGGAAAAAACCCUAUUAUACCAGGAGCAAGACCACCUUCAAGUCCAAGUUCUUUGGAAAUAAGGGUGAACCAAUUAACCUUGAGUGA